UUUUUAACACUGCGUGUAUUUCUGUCUUGCUAAAAACGAGGUGUUUUGUUCAUCCGUGAAGCAACAGCGUCCUCUCUCUUACUUAUAAUACAAAGUGAUCGGGUGUCGGGGUGAAUCGCACUGUUGAGCAUACGUCUGUAGGUGUGAAGCGUUCUCUUCUAACGCAACAACUUCUGUCACGUGACUCGACGACGUACAGUCCUCCACUCUGCGUUGAUGCGGGUGGGGGGGGUUUCCAUCAUGGCGUCGAUGCAGAAAAGGCUACAAAAAGAAUUAUUAGCCCUGCAAAAUGAUCCGCCCCCGGGAAUGACACUUAACGAGAAGAGUGUACAGAACACCAUCACACAGUGGAUUGUAGACAUGGAAGGAGCACCUGGCACACUCUAUGAAGGAGAGAAGUUCCAGCUUCUUUUCAAGUUUAGUAGUCGAUAUCCUUUCGAUUCACCUCAGGUAAUGUUCACAGGAGAGAAUAUACCUGUCCACCCACAUGUGUAUAGCAACGGUCACAUCUGUUUAUCUAUUCUGACGGAGGAUUGGUCGCCAGCCCUGUCAGUGCAAUCUGUUUGUCUUAGCAUUAUCAGCAUGUUGUCCAGCUGCAAAGAAAAGAGACGACCGCCUGAUAACUCCUUUUAUGUAAGAACGUGUAACAAAAAUCCAAAGAAAACAAAAUGGUGGUAUCAUGAUGAUACAUGCUAAUGUACAAAGUUUGUAAUAAUCUUAGAAGAACGAAGUCCUACUGACCUUCAUAAAGCACUUUUUAAUCAUUCAGUCUUGGAACUCUGACCUUUGACUGGAACAGUGUAAACCAUACGCUGGAGGCUCUUUACUGCAGGUCCCCAACGGGCAGUUGGCUGCAUGUUUUAGUUCGUUGUAACAUAGAAAAUUCAAAUCAAAAAAUGUGUAGACGCACCCAAAAAGUAUCGUUUUUGGCAGAACGGCGGUGAUGCAACGAGCAACAAAGGCAGAUUUAUACUGAGAUAAUUAAAGUUCCUGUUUUAAGAUUAUCAUUGUUACUUUUUUGUUUGUGUGUGGGUGCAUUUUAAGGUCCUUGUGUUGUGCAAUAAUAAUUGAUGGAUGCAUGCUUGGGCCCAAAAACAGAGAAAUCUAAAACUAAUCGUCUUCUGGAAGGGAUCCGACCAUCGAGUGCCCAAGAAAAUGCUUCAUCGUUUUUAUUCUUAUUGUUAUUAUUAUCUGCACUGUGGAAGUAUUGAGUUUGAAAAGGAGCUAUUAUUACAUAAUUCUGUAAGCAGUCCUCCAUUUAUCAGGUUUCCGGGUUUUAGUUUGUACACAGUUUUCUUCAUCUUCCAACUCCAGAUGUGGUUACAGUUCUUCCUGCUGUUGGACAGAAUGUGCGUACAGAUGGGAAUAAAACGGAUAAAAUGAUAGAUCUUGGGAUAAUCUGAUGACCUCAGUGUGCAUCUCCUCCAAAGGUUGGGGUGGUUGUCACUAGUCCAGCCUUUAAGAUGUGGAGCAGCCUCUCUUCCUUUUAAAGAAUGUCUGCGAGAGUACAUCGUUACGCGAUUAAUUUUUUGAUUUGUAUGGUACUUUUUUUAAAUUAUUGUUACUGUUCUUGCUUUAAUUUUCUUUCCUCUCAAAUGUUUGAUUUUAAAUGUCUGUUUUGUACUGUUUUUCGACACGCGGAUACUUUAAGAAGGGGGUCGUUUUGAUGGGUCAGUAUGGUUUGGAUUUUUUUUUCUUUUUGAAUUUGUAAUUUAAUUUGAAUCAUUGUUUAAUCUGAAGAGCGGCAAUGAAUGACAAAAAGGAGAGUCUGUGUAUGAGUCGUACAGACGAGGCUUUUGUGACCUCUUUUUUGUUUGUUGUUGUUUUGUUUUUUCUCCCCCCUGGUCAGAGUUUUGGCUCAGGUACUUUUUCAAUAAAGAGAUCACCUCUAAAAAGAUACCUAUUAGAUAUUUUGAAUUUAACUAUAUUUUCACCAAAAGAGACUGUUAUGUUGUAAACUUAAAACAAGUAUGAAAUUGUUGUAAAUAAGUCUUUGCAGUGUCGAAUGAUGUGACAGAAGUUAACAGAGGAUGCAUUUUCUCUAGCUGAAUUAUAAUAGGAGUGCUUUAUUUCAUUGGCAGUUAGUUUGCAUCUUUUGCUAAUUAGGAUGUGUACAGUCAGCACAAAACAUGUAAGUUGGUUUAAAAUAAAAACAAUUAGUUUAACAGUUGGGAUGCAUGCUAUUUUAACCCCUAUGUUUUCUUAUUGGCAUCAGCUUUUUAGUCUUUCCAUAACUUAGCGAAGGGUUCAUUGGAUUGAUGAUACAAAACACACUUCCAGAGGCUGUGGUCCUUUCAGACUGUAAUCACUCCAUUCCUGAACAAAUGUUUUCACGCCAUCCAGUAAGAGAUACUUGAAUUUCCCAACUCGGGUUGUUUGUACUUACUUUAUUUUUUUCCCUUUUCAUUUGUCAGGGUGAAGUUUCUUGAAUGAACUCGAGUGAAUGUGAUGAUUCUCAAUACUGUAGAGGAGAAUACCACAGCGCACUGCUAUGAAAAAAAUAAACAAAAACUAUAUUGAUCUAUUUAAAGAUGUAUAUUUAACCAAUGAAACUUUUUUUCGUUUGUCUUUGCUUCUUUUUAAUGGGUUUUGUCGGCUGUCGGUGAUGAGCUGAGACAAAGACAGAGAAAUAACGUUUAAAUGCAGUCAGAGCUCCAUCAGUGAACGUGGACGGCCGCCAGCCAGUCAGCAGUAGAUCAGAUGAGAUUUUAAAAGCUUGAGUGAAAAUGUUACAAAGGUUUGGAUGUGACUUUUCCCCCUCCUUUUAGGUUGCUUUUUCCUCUUUUCAAUGUGGUUUGAACUCUUAGCUUGCCGUUUGUUGUGAGUGAUGGACACUAAUGCGGGUUUGUUUAUUUAUAUUUGAACUUUUGUUCUGGGAUGUGCAAGCUCCAUGUAAUAGGUGCCUGUUCAUUUUCAUAAUCGAUAAUAAAAGCAAAGAUUCACUUUUAUUCAACUUUGGUUUGCA
Menidia menidia (Atlantic silverside) is the source of this 2965-nucleotide messenger RNA. NCBI's taxonomy places the organism in Eukaryota, Metazoa, Chordata, Actinopteri, Atheriniformes, Atherinopsidae. The record is from the annotation of a GenBank genome assembly.